Gastrolobium bilobum is the source of this 2377-nucleotide messenger RNA. Its product is annotated as protein DETOXIFICATION 54. The record is from RefSeq and is a predicted model, not a curated record. The transcript has 3 exons. Gene Ontology annotation, cellular component: membrane. Gene Ontology annotation, molecular function: xenobiotic transmembrane transporter activity; antiporter activity. The coding region runs from base 605 to 2125 and encodes 506 amino acids. Gene Ontology annotation, biological process: xenobiotic detoxification by transmembrane export across the plasma membrane. Lineage: Eukaryota; Viridiplantae; Streptophyta; Magnoliopsida; Fabales; Fabaceae.
CUCUCUCAAACGCCGCCACUAGCAAGUUUGUAGCUUUUUUGUGUGGUCUUUCCACCCUGCCAUUUCCCUCUUUUCCCAAAUACAUAGCGAGUCACACACUUAAAAUUUUGUGUGAAAAACAAGAAUAGGGCAUUAGUAGUAGUGUUAUUAUUAUUCCCCAUAUCUUUUUUGGUGAUUUUUUUUUUAAUCCUUUGCAAGUUGUAAUUACUAUAACCUUUUUCAAGUUUCAAGUUUUCAGCCAUACUCUUGUUGGUUGCUCUACUUAAAUGCCCCCUUUUCCCCUUGUAGCUUUUCUUUCUUGUCACUUUAGCCUUUCUUUCUAGUCACACACCCUUUGCCUUACCCUUUUUCGGUUUUAGAGAGAACCAGAAGAAGAAAAUGUCGGUUUUAGCAUACCCUUUUUUUUCAUUGUUGCCGAUCGCUAUUAUGGGUAGAUGAUAUGAUAAUGAAACAUUGUAGACCCUAUUUUGUUUUCAUCUUUUGCCCCCCUCUUUCUCUCUGUUUCACUGCAUAAUAUGUUAUAAUAGGCUGUUGUCAAAAGUCUUCUUCUUUACUGUUUGAUUCACUACUCUUUUUUCAGAACAACACAUAUUGACCAAGAAGAAUGGGAGAUAAUAAAGACCAGGAUUUCAUUUCCAACAAAUUACCAACUACCUCUCAGGUGGUGGAAGAACUGAAGGAACUGUGGAGCAUGGCCUUGCCUAUCACAGCUAUGAACUGGUUGGUCUUUGUAAGAGCUGUUGUUUCUGUUCUCUUCCUGGGUAGGCUUGGAAGCCUAGAACUAGCUGGUGGUGCACUCUCCAUAGGCUUCACCAACAUAACAGGGUACUCUGUUCUUGUGGGUCUUGCAUCAGGCCUUGAACCUGUGUGUAGCCAAGCCUUUGGAAGCAAAAACUGGGACCUUCUCUCCCUCUCCCUGCAACGAAUGGUCCUCAUACUCCUCAUAGCAAUUAUGCCCAUAAGCCUUCUCUGGCUCAACCUUAAAAAAAUCAUGCUUUUCAUGGGCCAGGACAGUGCCAUCACAGAAAUGGCAGCCAUCUACUGUUUCUACUCUCUUCCAGACCUUUUGACAAACACCUUGCUACAGCCCUUGAGGGUGUUCCUGAGGUCACAAAAGGUGACCAAACCCAUGAUGUACUGUUCCCUGGUGGCUGUGGUUUUCCACGUGCCCUUGAACUACUUGUUGGUGGUGGUUAUGGAACUUGGGGUGCCAGGGGUGGCCAUGGCUUCUGUGCUGACAAACCUGAACAUGGUUGUGUUGAUGGCAGCAUAUGUGUGCCUGUGGAGGAAGAAUGAGAUGAUGUUGAGGUGGGGUUGUGGUGGUGGAAUAAUGGUGGGUGUGUGUGGUGGGUUAGGGCAGUUGAUGAAGUUGGCUGUGCCUAGCUGCCUUAUGAUAUGCUUAGAGUGGUGGUGGUAUGAGAUUGUGACUGUGAUGGCUGGGUACUUGCCAAAUCCAACUUUGGCUGUGGCAGCCACUGGGAUUUUGAUUCAGACAACUAGCAUGAUGUACACUGUCCCCAUGGCUCUUGCAGGUUGUGUUUCUGCCAGGGUAGGGAAUGAGCUUGGAGCUGGUAAACCAUACAAGGCAAAGCUAGCAGCCAUGGUUGCCUUGGGAUGUGCUUUUGUGAUGGGCUUCAUCAAUGUGACAUGGACUGUGAUCCUUAGACACAGAUGGGCCGGGCUGUUCACAAAUGAUGAGCCUGUCAAAGCCUUGGUUGCAUCAGUUAUGCCAAUUAUGGGCCUAUGUGAGCUUGGAAACUGUCCACAAACCACGGGUUGUGGGAUCCUUCGCGGUACGGCUCGGCCCGUAAUAGGAGCCCACGUCAACCUGGGCUCAUUCUACUUUGUGGGUACGCCAGUGGCUGUGGGCUUGGCAUUUUGGUUCAAGAUUGGGUUCAGUGGGCUCUGGUUUGGGCUUCUCUCUGCACAGGUGGCAUGUGCUGUGUCAAUCCUCUAUGUUGUGAUAGUACGUACAGAUUGGGAAGCUGAGGCUUUGAAGGCUGAGAAGCUCACGAGGGUGGAGAUGGGUAGCUACAAUGGGCCCAGGAAUAAAGACAGUGAGAAAGAUGAAGCAAGCAAGGAGUUGUUGGGGAAUGGAAAUGGGAACAAAAGUGAUAUUUGCUAAAAGGACAACACAAUUAUGAAGAUUGGGAUUUUCUUUGUUGGUUAAGAUCAGAUAUUGUUGCCUAGUAGAUUGGAGUUGAAGGCUUAUGGUGACGAUGGGUUGCUUUGUUAUAAUUUUUAAGGGGGCUUAUCUGUUUUCCUUUCCUUUUCAUCUUUUGGAAAGGGCUGCAGGGAACGAAGUCUCACUUUCAAUGCCAAUUGUUACAUAUUUAAUACCUUUUUUUUUUAGUACACAUAUUUAAUACUUUUUUAA